AAAAAAAACACAAACGAGAAAUAAACACUCGAUGUCACGAUGUGUUCGCUCUUAUAAUCCUUUUUUUUAACGAACUCAUUAGUAUUAGUUCGGUUAUUGGAGUAACUCCAUGUCAUAAUAAUAUCAUUCAGACAUAUCAUCGUAUCUAAGGCAAACCUUUACUCUACUUCUAGAAAUACCGCCCACGUAAUGUUGAUCAAUGGAGCUUAGCAGCGGCAAAAAUUCCAACACACCCAAACCAUGGCUGGAUUUAUUAAAAGUUCUAACAACCUACAGCAUCAGACACGGUAUUAGCGACUCGUUUUCACGAAUACCCCAUCACAAGAAGGUCUUGGAAUGCUACAAGAACGAUUUCAUCAGGAAAGAGUUAUCCGAAUGGAUAGGCAAAGUUUUGGAGAAAGUCCCAUCCGAAUCGAAAUGUGUGAAGAAGUCUCAGGAGCUGAGAAACCUGGGAAAUGUCAAGUUCAAACAAGGAGACGAUGAAACGAGCCUGAAACUUUAUACCGAAAGUAUCAUCCAUGCUCCACAUGGCAGCUCGGAGUUAUCAUUGGCGUUGGGGAACAGAUCAGCUGUUUUGUUUCGUUUGCAGCAGUACGAGAAUUGCGUGAAGGAUAUCGAUUUAUCCAUCAAGAAUUAUAAAAUCGGAGCAUUGUACUAUAAACUAAUCGUUCGCAAGGGGAAAUCGUUAUUCAAGAUGAAACGAAUCGAAGACGGAUUACAAUGUUUGAAUUUAGCUAAAGAACUCAUAUCUGCGGAUAAAAAUAUUCCUGGGCCUAAGAGAAACGAGAUGAUCGACGAGCUUACCAACGAAUUUUACUGUAACGAAAUCGAAACCUCGAGUAACGACGAUAUCGAACCGAAAACCGAUUAUCAACUACCUCAGCUCGCCAAGGGAUCCAGUGAUACGUUACCUUUCGCUUCAAAUAUGUUGAAACUCGAAGUUUCAAAAACAGACGAUAAAAAUGAGCGUAAAGUCGUAGCCUGUGAUGAUAUCGAUACCGGUGACAUUUUGUUCGUCGAAACGCCGUAUUCUUUCGUAAUUCUUCCCGAUUACUACGAAAAUCAUUGCCAAACUUGCUGUAAAUUGUUGACAUCUCCUAUUGCAUGCUCGGAAUGCGUAGAUAAUUUAUUCUGCGACGAAGACUGCUUCAAGAAAGCUUACGAUUUGUACCAUAAAUGGGAGUGUCGCGGUAUAAGACUGCUUCAUAAUCUAGGCGUAGGCCAUUUAGCAUUUAAAACUGUCCUAAUCGCUGCCCACGAUCCGCAGUCAGCUCAUUACAAACGUGUUAACGAGUUACUGUCUCAUUUGAGCGAUGUAGCUGUCGAAGAUCUGGUUCAAUACGCUUUGACAGCUACGUUGAUGGUCGUUUAUUUGGAAGAGUUCACGGAUUUCUUCAAGUCAACAGCUGUGUCUUGGAAAUCGAUCGAGGAGAUUAGCUUCGCUUUAUUGAAACAUAUUAUUCAAGCUAUUUGCAACGGAUUCGCUAUCAAGAAAUCUAGUAUAGAUAAUUACGAAGAUAUGGCUUGGCUGGAAUUAUCCCAGAUCACGUACGCGACUGGAAUCUAUUCUUCGGCUAGUAUGAUGAAUCAUUCCUGCGGACCUAAUAUUAUUACUAGUUUCUUCAAUAAUCAUUUGGUCGUUCGUGCUGCCAAGAAAAUAGCCAAGGGGGAAGAAAUCUUCAAUUGUUACGGUCCUCAUUAUCGUAAAAUGAAAACCGAACAGAGACGUGAAAUACUCCGAGCCCAGUUCUUCUUCGACUGCAAAUGCCAACAUUGUUCGAAUUCUAGUCGAAAAGAUGAUCGAUACGCGUCCUUUAUUUGUCCUCGAUGCAAACAUUCCUUCGACUCGAAACCGAGCUCGGAUUCGCACCUAAAAUGUACCUCGUGUUCGCAUAUCAUCGAUUCUAGUCAUUUCGAGAAUAUUAAAUAUAAAAUGGAAACUUUACGUAAAACAGGAGCUCUUCUCAAAGAUCAGAAAGAUUACGAGUCUGCGAUCAGCGUUCUCCAGAAAUGCGUCAAUUUGCAACAUUCCUUCAUGAACGAGAAUAAUACCGAAAUAUUGUACUGCUGUUUGGAUCUGGCCGAAUGUUAUUUCGCUCUUGAAGACUACACCAGUUGCUGGAAAAGCUUCAAGAAAUGUGUUCCAAUAGUAAAAGAGCAAUGCGGAGAAUACAGCAUCGAAUACGCCGAUAUCCUCAAGAAAACAAUCGACAUGUUCCUAUUAGAUGUUAGAAAUAAGAAUAAUACCGUCACAGACACGGAUCACAUAACCGAUAUAUUAACUUACGUCGAUCAAAUCCUCAAAAUAGUCGAAUUUAAUUUCGGUUCUUGGAGUCUGGAGUAUUCGUCGUUGCAAAGCCAGAAAACCGAAUUAGUUAUAUUAAUUUCAUGCGGAGCUAAUUGAAGAAGAAUAUUCACUACGCUGUGUGCACUGUAUAGAGACUUUAUUACCUACCUAUUUUCGUGUGUUAUUGUAAUGUGUAUCAAGUAUUACUAUUACUAUUAUCUACAACGCGAAUAAUUCGUCGUGUCAGUGUGUUUACGCUUAGCAAUUUUGUUAUUUUAAUGUCUGUGUUUAUCGUUACGUUUGCCACGUUUUUCUCUUGUUCUUGUUGUGUUGCUGCGAAUAAAUGUUUGUUGUGUUUUGUUUUUUU
Planococcus citri (citrus mealybug) is the source of this 2654-nucleotide messenger RNA. Its product is annotated as SET and MYND domain-containing protein 4-like. The record is from RefSeq and is a predicted model, not a curated record. The transcript is spliced from 12 exons. The coding region runs from base 200 to 2404 and encodes 734 amino acids. Gene Ontology annotation, cellular component: cytoplasm; nucleus. Lineage: Eukaryota; Metazoa; Arthropoda; Insecta; Hemiptera; Pseudococcidae. Gene Ontology annotation, molecular function: histone deacetylase binding.